AUGUUCCUUUUCUAUCCGUCGGCCGAAGCUUGUGGGUGGCAGCGAUCGGGGGGUUGGACGCAGGUCAGCAGUGCUGGCAGGAGUGCUGGCAGGAGUGCUGGCAGCAGUGCUGGCAGGAGUGCUGGCAGCAGUGCUGGCAGGAGUGCUGGCAGCAGUGCUGGCAGGAGUGCUGGCAGCAGUGCUGGCAGGAGUGCUGGCAGCAGUGCUGGCAGGAGUGCUGGCAGCAGUGCUGGCAGCAGUGCUGGCAGGAGUGCUGUACCUCUGGCAGAUGCCGCACCUCCUCGCCCUCGCCUGGGAUUCAUGAGGGAGGCUGAGGAUUCAGCAAGGCAAGGGCUGCCAGGCUCGCAUGUUCCAUCCAAGUGCCAUCUCCCCUCCCCCACACCCCCCCCUCCAAGUGCCAUCUCCCCUCCCCCCACGCACCCCCCCUCCUCCCCUUGUGCGUUGCAGGUGGGCGGCAGCGAGUGGAGGGCUGGAGUGGGGGGCGGGGGUGCUAGCAGGCGCGCUGUACCUCUGGCAGAUGCCGCACUUCCUUGCUCUCGCCUGGCUCUGCCGCAAGGACUAUGCUGCCGGGGGCUACCGCAUGCUGUCACUAGCGGACCCCACGGGGCGGCGCACAGCAGCAGCAGCGCUGCGCAACUGCUGCUACCUGCUGCCACUGGGACUCGCUGCCGUCUCUCUGGGGUGCACGACAGCACCGUUUCUAUGGGAGAACGUGCUGCUAACAGGGGCGUUCACAGCAGCGGCAGUGCCCUUCUAUCGCAGCCCCUCGUCAGCAUCAGCCAGGCAGCUGUUCCGCGCCAGCCUGCUCUUCCUGCCCGCCCUCAUGGCCGCCAUGCUGCUGCACCGCCUCCCCACCACCCCCUCCCCGCCCAUGCUCUCUCCCCGCCUCCGCGCCCGCACUCACCCAUGCGCCCGCACUCACCCAUGCGCCACUUCCCUCCCACACUCCUGCAGUGA
Molecule: messenger RNA, 957 nt
Organism: Closterium sp. Yama58-4
Lineage: Eukaryota; Viridiplantae; Streptophyta; Zygnematophyceae; Desmidiales; Closteriaceae
Source: the annotation of a GenBank genome assembly